AUGAAACUUCUCACAGCCCGCCGCUUCGCCUUUACAGGCCAGGGGCAGACUGUCAUCAACGCCGUUGCGGUCGCUUCAGGUCUUGGAAUGCUGUGGCUGGGGUACGACCAGGGCGUCAUGGCUGGUCUGAUAGGUGCUGAAGGCACGCCAUUCAGCAACACCUUCAAAAACCCCAAUGCGGCUUCUCUUGGACUUAUGGUUGCAAUCUACGAGAUCGGAUGUUUUUUUGGAGCUAUGUUUGCCUUUAUGAGAGGCGACUACUACAGUCGCCGUACCUGCAUGGUUCUUGGAGUUAUUGUUAUGGCUGUUGGUGCUACUAUCCAGACUACUGCCUACACUAUGGGACAACUCAUUGCGGGCCGAGUCAUUACAGGCUUGGGAGACGGACUGAAUUUCUCCACCAUCCCCAAUUGGGCAUCCGAGAUUUCUGGACACGAUGAGAGGGGUAGGAUCGCAGCGUUCAACGGCUGGCUCAUCAUCUGGGGUGUUGUAAUUGCUUAUUGGGUGGGUUAUGCAUGCGCUGAUUAUAUGACCGAUAUGCAAUUUCGGUUCCCGAUAGCCUUGCAAAUUUUGUUCGGACUAUUGAUGGCGUUCAUGGUCGUGUUUCUCCCAGAAUCUCCAAGAUGGCUCAUCGCACAAGGCAGAGACGAAGAAGCAAAGGCCGUCCUCGAUUGGAUAACCCCUAUUCCCGAGAAUGCCGAAGAGCCACACGAAGUGACUAUCUCGAACCUAUGCAGCACGAUCAUACACGCACGAGAAGUGGAGAAAAGUGCCGAGGGCGAUGUGUCUUUUGCUGAGCUUCUUCACGGCGGAAAGAUGCAGAAUUGGCGCCGAAUGUGUCUCUGCAUUGGCAUCAUGGCCUUCCAGCAGCUCAGUGGAAUCAACCUUCUCACAUACUACAUCUCAUACGUCCUCGAAAACUCCGUCGGACUAGACCGCAAGCUUUCACUUAUGAUUGGUGGCUUUAACGGAAUCGAAUACCUAUUCGCAGCCAUGAUACCAAUGUGGACUAUCGAGAAGAUUGGAAGAAGGAAACUGCUACUCAUCAGUGCGGCCGCAAUGGGCAUAGUCGCAGUGGCCUGCUUUUUCCUGUUCAACACUUUCUACGCUCAGGGAUUCCUGGCCAUCCCUUUCUUCUACCCCGCAGAGAUCACCAACCUGCGUACCCGCAGCCGUGGCGUGUCCCUCUCGGUUAUGAGCAACUGGAUCUUCACAUUUUUGGUCGUCAUGAUUACUCCCGUCGCAACGACUAGUAUCAGUUGGAGAACCUACGUGAUAUUCGCGGUCCUCAAUGCGAGCUUCAUCCCGAUGAUCUACUUCUUCCUACCAGAAACCACUGGGCUGUCCUUGGAGGCUCUGGACAACAUCUUCAACUGCGGCGGCAUCACCAGAGGUGUAAUGAACAAGCAGCAUCGCAAAAGAAUGAUUGAAAUUUCUUCUCAACUCGACGACAAUACCGAUGUGAAAGACCACACUGUGGUCAACGAGGAAGUCAAGGCACAAACUAGUACAAAGGAUGACGAUGGGUGUUUUGUGCUCGUCGUCGAUGAGCACGGGAACUGUCUCGUCGGCGUUUCUGAGGUCGCUCUUGCCACUGCUGGCGACGCGUUCAAAAAAUUUGUGUUUGCGAAAGAAUAA
Messenger RNA from Boeremia exigua, 1638 nucleotides. RefSeq lists its product as uncharacterized. The transcript has 11 exons. Lineage: Eukaryota; Fungi; Ascomycota; Dothideomycetes; Pleosporales; Didymellaceae. Gene Ontology annotation, cellular component: membrane. Gene Ontology annotation, molecular function: carbohydrate:proton symporter activity. The coding region runs from base 1 to 1638 and encodes 545 amino acids. Gene Ontology annotation, biological process: carbohydrate transport; transmembrane transport. The record is from RefSeq and is a predicted model, not a curated record.